GCAGUCUCUAGUAGGAACAAACAGCGCCAAUGUGCUAAUCUCUUCUCUAUUGGGCUCGGCAAUCCUGACCCGAUCAAAGACGUAGCUGCCCCCAAAUUUCCCCUCGCGGAGCCACGCGGAUCGAGUCCCCGUCGAAUUCGCCUCUGCCACCUGCUCGAUCCGGUGGCCGCGAACUCGCCGCUGUCGGAUCGUUUCCGCCGGGGUGAUUAAGCUACGGGAUUUGUAGAGAUCUAGGCGAGCCGCGGGCAGCAGCCAUGAGCGAGGUGUUCGAGGGAUACGAGAGGCAGUACUGCGAGGCCUCCGCCUCGCUCUCCCGCAAGUGCACCGCUGCCUCCGCCCUCGAUGGAGAGAAGAAGAAGCAGAAGCUGUCCGAGAUCCAAUCCGGCAUCGAGGAAGCUGAAUCGCUGAUUCGGAAGAUGGACCUGGAGGCAAGGAGCCUACAGCCUAGCAUAAAGGCUGGUUUGCUUGCAAAGCUGAGGGAGUAUAAAUCUGACCUUAACAACGUCAAGAGUGAGCUUAAGAGGAUAUCAGCGCCCAAUGCCAGGCAGGCUACCCGGGAGGAGCUCCUGGAGUCUGGAAUGGCUGAUACUCUUGCGGUGUCUACUGAUCAGAGGGGAAGAUUGAUGAUGACAACUGAAAGACUGAAUCAGUCCACUGACAGAAUUAAAGAGAGCCGAAGAACUAUGUUGGAGACAGAAGAACUUGGUGUCUCAAUUCUUCAGGACCUUCACCAACAGCGACAGUCACUACUACAUGCUCAUACUACUUUGCAUGGAGUCGAUGAUAACAUUGGCAAGAGCAAGAAGAUCCUGGCUGCAAUGUCAAAGAGGAUGGAUAGGAACAAGUGGAUCAUUGGGGGAAUUAUCACGGCUCUCGUUCUGGCCAUCCUUCUCAUACUCUACUUCAAGCUCGCUCAUUAAGCCUGCCUGCAGGUAGGUUAUCCCCACAUAUCUGUGUUCAGUAAUUGUGUGAUAAGAGUUGUCUGAAUGAUGUGUAUUGAGCAACACGUGUCUCUCGGAGCAUCAUUUGUUCCCCCCCAAACCUGUAAACUUCCGUGGCUCAUGUUGUGUACAGUCAAGAUACUUCCAACUAUGUAAACUGUCUAAAGAGUGAAAAAAAAUUACUUGUGUUGAGUA
This is a messenger RNA of Sorghum bicolor (sorghum), 1136 nucleotides long. RefSeq names its product vesicle transport v-SNARE 13. The record is from RefSeq and is a predicted model, not a curated record. Bases 255 to 920 code for a protein of 221 amino acids. Gene Ontology annotation, molecular function: SNAP receptor activity; SNARE binding. Gene Ontology annotation, biological process: vesicle fusion; vesicle-mediated transport; intracellular protein transport. The transcript has 5 exons. NCBI's taxonomy places the organism in Eukaryota, Viridiplantae, Streptophyta, Magnoliopsida, Poales, Poaceae. Gene Ontology annotation, cellular component: Golgi apparatus; late endosome membrane; ER to Golgi transport vesicle membrane.